Messenger RNA from Cebus imitator (Panamanian white-faced capuchin), 2333 nucleotides. It is a transcript of the gene ALDH5A1, whose product is annotated as aldehyde dehydrogenase 5 family member A1. Bases 143 to 1750 code for a protein of 535 amino acids. The record is from RefSeq and is a predicted model, not a curated record. Gene Ontology annotation, molecular function: succinate-semialdehyde dehydrogenase (NAD+) activity. Gene Ontology annotation, biological process: GABA catabolic process. The transcript has 10 exons. NCBI's taxonomy places the organism in Eukaryota, Metazoa, Chordata, Mammalia, Primates, Cebidae.
GGCUCGGCCACCUCCCGCCGGCUCCUGCGCCUCCCCCGCGCGCCCCCGGCGCCGCCUCGCUCCUCCCGCUUCCCCUUGACCCCCGCGCUCCCGUGCGCGCGCGCCCGCUUGCCUGUUUCCCGUCGCCGUCGCUACCCGGGUCAUGGCGACCUGCUUCUGGCUGCGGAGCUCCGGGCCCCGGCGCCUCCGGUGGACGUUUCCCGGCUGCCGCCUGCGCCCCCGCGCCGGCGGCCCGGUGGCUGCCUGGGGUCCCGCGCCCGGCCCGGCCCCGUUCCGCGGCUACGCUGGGGGCCUGGCGAACCUCUCCGCCGCGCUGCUGCGCACCGACAGCUUCGUGGGCGGCCGCUGGCUCCCGGCCGCCGCCACCUUCCCCGUGCAGGACCCGGCCAGCGGCGCCGCCCUGGGCAUGGUGGCCGACUGCGGGGUGCCCGAGGCCCGCGCCGCGGUGCGCGCCGCCUACGAGGCUUUCUGCAGCUGGAGGGGGGUCUCGGCCAAGGAGAGGAGUUCAUUACUUCGGAAGUGGUACGAUUUAAUGAUAAAAAAUAAGGAUGACCUUGCCAAAAUAAUCACAGCUGAAAGUGGAAAGCCACUGAAGGAGGCACAGGGGGAAAUUCUCUAUUCCGCCCUGUUCCUAGAGUGGUUCUCAGAGGAAGCACGCCGUGUUUAUGGAGACAUUAUCUACACCUCGGCAAGGGACAAGCGGGCCCUGGUCCUCAAGCAGCCCGUAGGUGUGGCCGCAGUCAUCACCCCGUGGAAUUUCCCCAGUGCCAUGAUCACCCGGAAGGUGGGGGCUGCCCUGGCAGCUGGCUGCACAGUGGUGGUGAAGCCCGCUGAAGACACGCCCUUCUCCGCGCUGGCCCUGGCUGAGCUUGCAAGCCAGGCUGGAAUUCCUCCGGGAGUCUACAAUGUCAUUCCCUGCUCUCGAAAGAAUGCCGCGGAAGUAGGGGAGGUGAUUUGUACGGAUCCUCUGGUGUCCAAAAUUUCCUUUACUGGUUCAACAACUACAGGAAAGGUCCUGUUACGCCAUGCAGCAAACUCUGUGAAAAGGGUGUCCAUGGAGCUGGGUGGCCUCGCUCCAUUUAUAGUAUUUGACAGUGCCAACGUGGACCAGGCCGUGGCAGGGGCAAUGGCAUCUAAAUUUAGGAACGCUGGACAGACUUGUGUUUGCUCAAACCGAUUCUUGGUGCAAAGGGGCAUCCAUGAUGCCUUUGUAAAAGCAUUUGCUGAGGCCAUCAAGAAGAACCUGCGUGUAGGUAAUGGAUUUGAGGAAGGAACUACUCAGGGCCCGUUAAUUAAUGAAAAAGCAGUAGAAAAGGUGGAGAAACAGGUGAAUGAUGCUGUUUGUAAGGGGGCCACCGUGGUGACAGGCGGAAAACGACACCAACUUGGAAAAAACUUCUUUGAGCCUACCCUGCUCAGCAAUGUCACCCAGGACAUGCUCUGCUCUCAUGAAGAGACUUUUGGGCCUCUAGCACCAGUUAUCAAGUUCGACACAGAGGAGGAGGCUAUAGCAAUCGCCAACGCAGCUGAUGUUGGGUUAGCAGGUUAUUUUUACUCUCAGGACCCAGCCCAGAUCUGGAGGGUGGCAGAGCAGCUGGAAGUGGGCAUGGUUGGCAUCAACGAAGGACUGAUUUCCUCCGUGGAGUGCCCUUUUGGUGGGGUGAAGCAAUCCGGGCUUGGGCGAGAGGGGUCCAAGUACGGUAUCGAUGAGUAUCUGGAACUCAAGUAUGUGUGUUACGGGGGCUUGUAGGAGCCUUUGCUUCUUUAAAAACAUUUAAAAGGAGGCUCACCUACAUAUAUAGGUACGUGCCAUCUGUUAUUUUAAACAAACUAAUAGGUUUUCAGAGUUAGGAAUUUUUCAAAACUCAUCCGGUCCUCGUAAUCUUAAGCAGAUGCAAAUCCUACCCCUGCCCUUAACCUAACUAGGGACCAAUACGUGCCACGUGUCUGUGGCCGCAGACUCCAGGAGAACCAGCACUGGGUGUACAGAAUGAGGCCCUGGCUCCUCACCGUGGCCUGGGCUGCCUGAGAGUAGGCACAGCGCGAGGCAGGCCAGCCCCUUGGCCGUCACAAAGGCUUGAUCACUGCCGGGGCCGUGGCACAAUUAUCCCCCACGUGGCUCCAGAAUAUGGGCCCAGAGCAACUUGAAGGAGACCCUUGCCUGUGACUGGUGGGCGGGUGAGAGGCCCAGCACCCCUCCCCGGCACCUGCCAGCUCAGCACCUGAGACAGCGAAUGUGCCCCUGGGGUGCUGCGGCAGUUUUCAGGAAGCCGUCUUUCAAAGACAAUAAAUAGCACGGAAUUGUCUGUGCUUCUGAGAGACCUGAAGGAGCA